UUUAAUAUUUUUGAUGAUAGUUACUUUAUCAAGGGUUUUAACAUUAUAUAACAUAGCUUCGAUAACUUAGCUUUUAUUAAAAGGCUAAGAGUGUCUGAAUUUGUAAACAUUCAUUGCCCAAAUCGAAGAGAUCCGCUUUACCAGCCGUCCUUAAGCGAAGACGGAAAUAACUAGCAGCGAAUGCUCUUGUUUUCUUGAGCUUGUUCGUCGCGAGCUCAGCAGUAUCGCCAGCCUUCUCUCACGAGGGGAGCCAGCCCAGUCUUGUCAGCGCGCGGUGGUGGUUGAAGAUGGCGCUAGCCGAAUGGAAAUCCUAAUGACAGUCUCCAAAUUUGCCUCUUUUUGUACCAUGGGCGCCAAUGCCUCGGCUCUGGAGAAAGAGAUUGGAUCUGAACAGUUUCCGGUCAAUGAGCACUACUUUGGCCUGGUCAAUUUUGGAAACACCUGCUACUGCAACUCGGUGCUGCAGGCUCUGUACUUCUGCCGACCGUUUCGGGAGAAGAUCUUGGCGUACCGCAGUCAGCCUCGACGGAAGGAGAACCUGCUCACCUGCCUGGCUGACCUGUUUCACAGUAUUGCCAACCAGAAGAGGAAAGUGGGCGUCAUCCCUCCCAAGAAGUUCAUCACACGGCUUCGCAAAGAGAAUGAGCUGUUCGAUAAUUACAUGCAGCAGGAUGCCCACGAGUUCCUGAACUACCUGCUCAACACCAUUGCAGAUCUGCUUCAGGAGGAGAGGAAGCAGGACAAGACCAAUGGUCGCCUUGCCAACGGCACGUUGGACUCUCAGAACAACAACAGCAAUGCCACGCCCGCUCCCACCUGGGUCCACGAGAUCUUCCAAGGUACCCUGACCAACGAGACACGCUGCCUCACCUGUGAAACGAUAAGCAGCAAAGACGAGGACUUUCUGGACCUUUCUGUGGAUGUAGAACAGAAUACCUCCAUCACACACUGCCUCAGAGGUUUCAGUAACACAGAGACGCUGUGCAGUGAGUACAAGUACUACUGUGAAGAAUGUAGAAGCAAGCAGGAGGCUCACAAGAGGAUGCGUGUUAAGAAGCUGCCGAUGAUCUUGGCUCUGCACCUGAAGCGCUUUAAGUACAUGGAGCAGCUGCAGCGCUACACCAAGCUGUCCUAUCGCGUCGUCUUCCCCCUGGAGCUCCGCCUCUUCAACACCUCCGGGGACGCCACCAAUCCUGAGAGGCUCUACGACUUGGUCGCCGUGGUGGUGCAUUGUGGGAGUGGUCCAAACAGGGGCCACUACAUUGCCAUUGUGAAAAGUCAUGACUUCUGGUUGCUGUUUGAUGAUGAUAUUGUGGAGAAAAUUGAUGCGCAGGCCAUAGAAGAAUUCUACGGUCUCACUUCUGAAAUCUCCAAGAACUCCGAGUCUGGCUACAUCCUCUUUUAUCAGUCCAGGGACUAAAUGUGGAGCCGAGCGUUUCGCCUCAGAAACACGGGGAAAUGCUCUGUUCCAUUUUUUUGUGGGGAGCAGCUGACCAUAAACGCACCUCAGCAGCCCUCGUGGUGUCACACCUGCCUGCUCAGCUGUAUUUCAUACUUGUGCUUUUACGCGCUCUGCGCUGCAGCUCAGCCGUGGAAGUUCUACCUGCUUACCAGCUGUAGCUCCUUGCCCCCCCAUGUCCUUCUUCCUCCCCUCAUCCCCUUUACUCUGACUGGACGCUGCUGCCGGGACAACGAGACGAUAAUGAAUGAAAACUGUGUCAAGAUUGUUUUUAAAAAGCCGUCGAAUGAGGGUUGUACAGAUAUUGGUUGGUCAUAUGAGUGGCGUAUUAGGUUUUUCCUUGGGUGUGGGGUUGAAUGGGUAUUUAAUAAUUCAUAUGAUGUAACAUCGGCCUGGUGUCUUCACCCCCCCACACUGUUAUUAUGCACUGGGAUUGAAGAGUGGAUCAUGCUUUUGAUCAUGGAUAUAAAGGAGGAUGGGUGGGGGGAGCACACUGGGUCGUGUAUUUCUACAGUGUACAGAAUGGUAUUUGUAUAAAUAUUAAAAGAAGAUAAUAUUAUUGGAAAUUGUUAGACCUUGAAAAGAUGUAUUAACACUAUGGUGCACUUUUGAUACCGUUUUGUAGGUGUUGGCGAGUUUAAUGUGAGGGUUUGCUUGAAAAGGCCUGUUGUAAAGCGAUAAUUUUCUGUUUUAAAGAAAAAGAAAUAAAGCCAGUAAGAUUGAA
Cottoperca gobio is the source of this 2183-nucleotide messenger RNA. It is a transcript of the gene usp12a, whose product is annotated as ubiquitin specific peptidase 12a. Gene Ontology annotation, molecular function: cysteine-type deubiquitinase activity. The transcript is spliced from 9 exons. Gene Ontology annotation, cellular component: nucleus; cytosol. NCBI's taxonomy places the organism in Eukaryota, Metazoa, Chordata, Actinopteri, Perciformes, Bovichtidae. Bases 302 to 1420 code for a protein of 372 amino acids. The record is from RefSeq and is a predicted model, not a curated record. Gene Ontology annotation, biological process: protein deubiquitination.